CGACUACUGUCUCUCCACCCCCAUCAACAUGAAGUUUUUCUUCGCUGCUCUUGCGCUUGCUCUCGUCUCCUCUGUCGCUGCUCAUGACGGUCAUGAGCACGAGGACCAGAUGCCCUUUGGCUAUGUCAAGGGCCCCCUGGACACCUUCCGCGGCUUCAACGACGAGGUCACUGCGGACUCGAUCUUCUCGGGCAUCACCACCUUUGCCAAACUGCCUUGGGUUCAGUGCCUCGGCCGCGAGAGCGAUAUCCCCUUCGACAUUGCGUUCCUCGGCGCACCCUUCGACACAGCUACCAGUUACCGCCCGGGUGCCCGAUUCGGCCCUUCCGGCAUCCGCGAGGGCAGCCGUCGUCUGACGCUCUACGGCGGCUAUAACGUGCCGCUCAAGAUCAACCCUUUCAAGUCGGGCCUUCGCAUCGUCGACUGCGGCGAUAUUCCUGUCACCCCGUACGACAACAAGCAUGCCAUCCAACAGAUCGAGGAUGGCCACAAAGCUCUCCUGCAACGCCAGGCUUUCUCGCCUCUGGGCAACAGCUCUCUCACCGGGCAGCCCCUUGUCCCGUUCUCGCUCGACGGCAAGCACCAUCCGCGCAUCAUCACCCUGGGCGGGGACCACACCAUCGUCCUCCCGCUCCUGCGCUCCAUUAACUCGGUGUACGGCAAAAUCUCCGUGAUCCACUUUGACUCACAUCUCGGCAAGUUGAACUUCGCUCGCACCUCGCGUCACGGCUCACCUCGCUGCAGACACGUGGAAGCCCUCAGUCUUCGGUGGCGCGCCGAGCGACCAGGCCGCGAUCAACCACGGCACGUACUUCUACUGGGCCAGCCAGGAGGGCCUGAUCAGGAACGGAUCAUCAAUUGCAAGUCUUCGUCUCCCCUCCUCCCCUUCCUCCCCUUUCCGUUUCCCCACGGGGCCAUCCGCACGACCCUGAGUGGCCCGGAGGACUACGAAAACGACGACGCCUCGGGCUUCCAGCGCAUCGAGGCUCGUGAAAUCGACACCCUCGGCACUGCCGGGAUUAUUUCCAAGAUUCGGGACACCGUCGGGGACGGCCCCGUCUAUCUCUCCAUCGACAUUGACAGCAUCGACCCGGCGUUCGCACCGGCCACCGGUACCCCAGAGACAGGCGGCUGGUCUACCCGGGAGCUUCGCACCAUCCUUCGGGGCCUCGAGGGAUUGCACAUCGUCUCGGCAGACAUUGUUGAAGUCGCUCCCGCGUAUGACACCAACGCGGAGCUUACGACAAUGGCCGCUGCAGACAUUCUCUUCGAGGUUAUGAGUGUGAUGGCGAAGACUCCCCUGGGAAAGAUCCAGGCCUGAGGCGCCGAUUCCAGUUAUGAAUCUACGUCGAAUCGAAUAUAGUUCGUUACGCCCCUUUAUGUUUUCUUCUGUACACGAAUUUCAAAGUUUGAACGAUC
Mycena citricolor is the source of this 1419-nucleotide messenger RNA. The record is from the annotation of a GenBank genome assembly. NCBI's taxonomy places the organism in Eukaryota, Fungi, Basidiomycota, Agaricomycetes, Agaricales, Mycenaceae.